Messenger RNA from Spodoptera exigua (beet armyworm), 541 nucleotides. The record is from the annotation of a GenBank genome assembly. NCBI's taxonomy places the organism in Eukaryota, Metazoa, Arthropoda, Insecta, Lepidoptera, Noctuidae.
ACUAAAACACGAUUAUCGAACUGCUGUUUCCUUUUCCUCCCACCAUCUUUGUUAGUUUCUUUCUUUCGCUUGUCAGACUUGCCUGAUAAGAACUCUCAAAAUGCAGUUGUUCAUCUCAGGAUUGACACCCUCGGUGUUAGACGUUGAUGGGCAGGAGACGAUAGCCCAGAUUAAGAACCGCCUUCGUAGUGCGGACCAUGAAAGUGAAGAGUUAAUGACAGUGUGGGUCAAUGGUGUUGCUGUAGAAGAUACAUGCUUGGCGUCAGAAUUGGCUUCCAACCAGCUUGAUAUAACAAUAUCUCUUCCUGGUGGUAAAGUGCACGGUUCCCUGGCUCGUGCUGGUAAAGUCAAAGGUCAGACCCCCAAGGUAGAGAAACAACAAAAGAAGAAGAAGAAGACUGGCCGUGCUAAGCGUAGGAUCCAGUACAACAGACGAUUUGUCAACGUUGUGCAGACAUUCGGACGCAGACGCGGACCUAACUCCAACUCUUAGACAUGUUUUGUAAAUAAUAUGCAAAUAUAACAUCUUUUUGCGCCAAUA